This is a messenger RNA of Danio rerio (zebrafish), 3392 nucleotides long. It is a transcript of the gene igf2b, whose product is annotated as insulin-like growth factor 2b. The record is from RefSeq and is marked provisional. Gene Ontology annotation, molecular function: growth factor activity; hormone activity. NCBI's taxonomy places the organism in Eukaryota, Metazoa, Chordata, Actinopteri, Cypriniformes, Danionidae. Gene Ontology annotation, biological process: signal transduction. Gene Ontology annotation, cellular component: extracellular region.
CAGCUCCACACAACAUCCUAACACCAUCUAGGGGACUUAAUCCGACCUUCACUACCAAAUACAACAGCACAGCAUUUUUUCACGUUGUCAUGGAGGACCAACUAAAACAUCAUUCUGUUUGCCAUACCUGCUCGAGAACAGACAGUUUCGUAAAUAAGGUCAUAAAGAUGUUCUGGUCCAUACGGAUGCCAAUAUGCAUACUGUUUUUAACCCUGUCUGCCUUCGAAGUUGCUUCAGCUGAAACGUUAUGUGGCGGAGAGCUGGUGGACGCUCUACAGUUUGUGUGUGAAGACAGAGGCUUCUAUUUCAGUCGACCAACUAGUAGGUCAAACAGUCGACGUUCUCAAAAUCGUGGGAUUGUGGAGGAGUGUUGUUUUAGUAGUUGCAACCUUGCUCUGCUAGAACAGUACUGCGCUAAACCUGCCAAGUCAGAGAGGGACGUUUCAGCCACAUCGCUGCAGGUCAUUCCAGUGAUGCCCGCAUUAAAACAGGAGGUCCCAAGAAAACAUGUGACCGUCAAAUAUUCCAAAUAUGAUGUGUGGCAAAGAAAGGCUGCUCAGAGGCUACGGAGGGGCAUCCCUGCCAUCUUGCGGGCCAAGAAGUUCAGGCGGCAGGCGGAGAGAAUCAAGGCCCAGGAGCAACUGCUCCACCACAGGCCUCUCAUCACGCUUCCCAGCAAGCUGCCUCCCAUCCUUCUUCCCACAGAAAACUACGUUAGCCACAAGUGAAAAGACAGGAUCGUUUGCACAGAGUUGAUAAAAAAGACUGAGGGAUCAAAAGCUUUUUUGUCUCUGACGUCAUUUCUGUGGCAGUCCUCAACAACCCUUCUUCCUACCCCACCAAACCUGCUCACAUGCUCUUCCAGUUUCUAUUCUUACUGUUUCGUUCACCAACAAAAAGGCACAUCGUAAACGAGAGGAAUUCAGGUGAAGAAGCAAAGAAAAGAGCAAAGCAGUCGUGGAACGUCUUGCCAGGACAUCAGAGAGCGCGAGGAACAGCGAAAGCUAGCAUGAAAGAACCCAUUCCACUGCAUUCUCCCAAGACAAAAGUAUUUCUCUUUUAGUCCUUUUACAUAUUAGUUUGCACCUGUAACUAUAAAGGGACAUCCACACUGUAAGGAAUUGUUGUAAAAUUAGAUUCCUGUUCCAGCACCUUGUAAUCACAAAUGAAAAGCAGAAGAAGCGUCUGCGAAUUGCACAUCGCCACGGAUUACGUCAAAGUUCUUGUUAAGUAAAUAAAAAAGGCACUAUUUUUUUAUGGACUAUGAACGUGUAGCUCAAAAAAUGUCAUGGUGCUAGCUUUGGGAAAGGACUCAGAGGAGAAGGGUUUUAAAAGCACGUUUUUUUUUUUCCUUUGAGACUUUAUUAAGCUUUCCGUUUUAAGGAAAGCGUGACUUUCGAAAGGGUAAUCAUGAGCAUAUUGGCGGCGAGGGAGAUCGCUGCAUGCAGACGUGUAUGUAAGACACGCGAUGUAUGCUUUGGGUCCCACGCUGCCAUCGCGAAAAAGGAAGGAGCAGUGUGGGGACGCUGGAGGGAUCAUGUUCAAGCGCCUGGACGUGGGGAACUCAAGCGUGGCUGCACAAAACCCCUGCUUUGCACUGCAGGAAGAGAGACAUUGUGACCUUGAAAAAGUGGGAUGUUUGUAUUUUCUAUGUUAUUUUUUUUCGUGACAAUGCUUCAAGGAAAAAAAAGAAAAAAAGGAGGGAAAAAAAGCCCAGUUUCUGGUACCGUGACAUUCUUGUUGCAAAAUAGGCUUUGUGUUUUUGUAACGUUAUUUUACAGUUCUGAAGAAAAAAAAAAAGGCACAAAUAUCAAUUCAAAGGGAAAAAACGCAAUAAUGUCAACUAACAUAUAUUUUUAACGUUUAUCCGUAGUAUUCACAUGCUUUUGCCUGAAAACAAAUACUUGAAUAUAUAUAAAUAUAUAUAUAUGAAUUAAAUAUAAAAAUAUAUAUUGUAAUUAGUUUCCAGGGACAUCAUGUACUAUUCUUUUAGUCUGAGCUGUAUCUUGCGUAAUGAGCCGCCAAGCUUCUUUUUGUUUGUUUGUUUGUUAAAGUACAAAUAUGGGCACUGUAUAAAGGCAUUAUUUAUUUUGUUAUAAAAUUAUAUAUAUAUAUAUAUAUUAAAUCGGUCCAAAUACAGUAAUAUACAUAGCACUGAUGCUCAACUGACGGAUUUUAUUUGAUGUGCUCUCCCCCGUUUUACAUGUAAAUGCUUUUUUGUAGAUGCUUUGUACCAAAAAAUAUUUCCUUUUCUCCUUUUGGUUAGCCACUGAGCUAUUUUAAAAUCAAUAUUUUAACAGCAGCUGUAGCCUGGAUCGCUUAGGCAUGUUGUAAUACAAAAAUAGGCACAUACUCAGAAGACUCUCUCUCUCUCUCCCUCCUGCAUGGCUUUUUAAUCUGCCAAAUGGAUUUCUCUUUAUAUAAAAUAAAUAAAUAAAAACAAAUGAAAAACAAAAACAUACAAAAAUAAAACCCUGCAUUUAACUUUUCUGCAUAAAACUGGUCUCAAUGGAAGUGUUCACAAACCACUACAGUUUAAGACACUUUACUGCCAUUUUCACUGUUGUAUCAUCGGUCUGGGGUAGGCAGCAACUGAGAGCCAUGUUUUGAGGGUCGAGAAGAGCCUGCGCUAGGAUGAAGGUGUUGUCCCUGGUUCAAUGUUUUCCUUUGUUGCUGAGCAGCUGUAAGGCAGAGUAAAAACAAACCCAUUAUGGCGAUGCCACAAAGAAUGAACUGUUCAUACAUCCUCUCAAUCUCACCAUCUUCUAAUAACAUGCCCUAAAUCCUCUUAUUUCCUUUGGGUUGGGGUGGUUUUCUCAAGUCCUCCAUGUAUCUUCAUCUCAGUUGUUGAAGGGCUACCGUACUUAGUUACCCUAAUACUCAGGAAAUAUCAAUGGAAUUACCCAACGCAAGGCCAUUUUUUGGAUGUUUAUUUUAUUUAAAGGUCAUAAAAUGUUACUAUAGUAUUGCUUAGUACCUAAAGGUCUAAGUGCCUCCCCCUCUCUGCCUUGAUAAUCCAUCCUAUUUAUCUGAUUCAUAUCAGUUGUGAUGAAGCAGUGCAAUUAUUUUAAUUAUUCUCAUUAUUUUUUAUUAUUCGAGCAUCCCAACUGCCAUUUUUUUUUCUACGAUGUUAUUCUUGCAAGCACUGCGUUAACUGUUUGUUCUUUCCGAACUGGUUAUUUAACUUUCUGUGCGAAAGAACCAUGCUUUUGCGCUCAAAAUGAAGGGAUCUUUCUGACUUUCUUUGGCAACGGUUUAAUAUCAGUAGCCCACACAGCCUGUGUGUAUUUUUAAUUGAUUUAACCUCUGCACGCUAGAAAAUACGUCCGAAAAUGCACAAUCCAUGUACUUUCAUUUUUAAUAUCAAUAAAAAACAUUUUAUCGAACAUGUU